Messenger RNA from Acipenser ruthenus (sterlet), 1961 nucleotides. Its product is annotated as E3 ubiquitin-protein ligase TRIM35-like. The transcript is spliced from 6 exons. Gene Ontology annotation, molecular function: zinc ion binding; protein binding. The record is from RefSeq and is a predicted model, not a curated record. Lineage: Eukaryota; Metazoa; Chordata; Actinopteri; Acipenseriformes; Acipenseridae. The coding region runs from base 83 to 1255 and encodes 390 amino acids.
GCUUCUGUAAAGCAUUUCUGGAUCAGUGGUGGAAAGAGAAGGAAACUUGGAUCGUCCACCCAAUUUCACGCUCAGGAAUAUUAUGGCUUCUAAAGCACAUACUGGAAUACUCUGCAGUCUGCAUGAUGAGAAACUGAAGCUCUUCUGUGUGGAUGAUAAAGAGGCUGUCUGUGUUUUGUGUCAAACUUCAAAGAAACAUGAGAAUCACAAGCUCCGUCCUGUUCAGGAGGCUGCACAGGAUUAUAAGGGAGAACUCAAGACUGCACUGAAGUCCUUGCAGGACAAGCUGAAAACCUUUAAUAAAGUUAAAAACGAGUGUGAUAAAACAGCAAAGCACAUCAAGAAACAAGCCCAGCAAACAGAGAGGCAGAUAAAGGAGGAGUUUGAAAAAUUUCGCCAGUUUCUACGAGAUGAAGAAAAGGCCAGGAUAGCUGCACUGAGGGGGGAAGAGGAACAAAAGGGAAGAAUCAUGAAAGAGAAGAUUGAAAAACUUACAAGAGAAAUCUCAUCCCUUUCAGACACAAUCAGAGUGAUAGAAAAGGAGAUGGAAGCUGAAGACAUCUUCUUCCUGCAGAAGUACAAAGACACACAGAGAAGAGCCGAGUGCACACUGCAGGAUCCACAGUGUGUUUCAGGAGCGCUGAUAGAUGUAGCCGAGCACCUGGGCUCUCUGAAGUACAAAGUGUGGGAGAAGAUGCUGGGGAUUGUUCAAUACACUCCAGUGACUCUGGAUCCCAACACAGCACACCCUGCCCUGAUACUGUCUGAGGAUCUAACAAGUGUGAGACUCAGUGAUGAGAAACAGCAGCUUCCUGACAACCCAGAGCGGUUUGAUCCCUAUGCUUGUGUGCUGGGCUCUGAUGGGUUCACUUCAGGGAAACACUGUUGGGACGUGGAACUGGGAAGCAGUACUUACUGGUAUCUGGGUGUGACUAAAGAGUCCAGCCAGAGGAAUGUGAUAUACCCCUGGAAGCCAGAAGCAGGAUACUGGGUUAUCUCCCUGGAGGAUGGGGAUCAGUACUGGGGAUGGACCUCACCACCGACACGACUCACUGUGGAGAAGAAACCCCAGAAGAUCAGAGUUCAGCUGGACUGUGACGGGGGGGAGGUGGCAUUCUUUGACUCCAGUGAUAUGAGAAAACCUCUCUACACUUUUAAACACAGAUUUACUGAGAGAAUGUUUCCAUGUUUCUGGACUCUCUGUUCUGCCCCUCUCAGAGUGUGUCCUAUGAAGACAGUUAUAAAAGUGGACUAGCCCAAUGUGUUCAACAUAAACAAUAGGGAUGAAUAAUAAUAAUAAUAAUAAUAAUAAUAAUAAUAAUAAUAAUAAUAAUAAUAAUAAUAAUAAUUAAUGACUAUCUAUUAACAUUGAAAAGGAACGGAAACAUUUUAAAUAGAAAAUGAUGAUCAAAGUGACAAAUGUAACGAUGUUUAGAAAACUAUUAAAUAUAUUCUAACAGAACAUGUUCACCCUCCUCCACCCCUCUCCCUCGUCACGUGACGUGGGUGUUUGGUCUGAGCGCCUCGAAUCCAUGUAGAAAUACAAUUACAAAAACUAGAACAUGAACUGGUUAAAGAACAACACUGAAUAAAGAAUAUGCGUUCUGGAAUAAUGUUCAGUUAAACACAAUGCUCUAUUGAUGUGUUAUACCAUCUACAGCUUUGCAAGCUCUGUAAAUAAUAACUCCCUCAAUGCUGAAUGAAUGAAUGAAUAAUGAUUGCUGGGCUGGUCAGCGGCGUUGUUGAAUCGAUCAGGAUAUUGUAUCAUUUAAUUGGUAAAUGUAUCGCUGUAAUAACUUGGAAGCUGCACAUUGUGAUCGUGUGGAUGUGUGUCUUUUGUGGCCGCUGUGAAACGGUCCCGCAAAUCACUGCUCCCGGAUCACAAAGGAUCGGUUCGCUGCCCUCCCUUUGAUUUAAUGAAUGAUUUUUUUAAUAAUAAAAAGUAUAUAUUUUCAUUUGGA